AUGAACCACAACGCGUUCCCGGUCUGGAAAGUGACAACAGCCGAGCAGACGACUAGGGUUGGCACCAGCGCCAGCCAAAACAAUGGUGGAGGAAGCAUUUCAACACUAAAAUAUGUUACAAAGGCGCGACCAAACGUGAAGAUUAUAACCAUCCCCGGCCAAGGUGCGGUGGCCAACAACGAUGGUACGCUGCAGUACGGCACGGCGAUCGAUAAUUCAAAUCUGACUGUGACAAAAAGCCACCAACCGCAGCAGCAGCAGCAACAACCGGUUCACCGAACGACGGUCAACCAGGGAACUAUGUUGAAUGAUUCUAUUCUACUACAAACACCUGACGGCCGGGAGUAUCUCGUGGACGAACGAUCGAUACAGAACAUUGAUCAAAUUCCACCGGAAAAUUUAAUCUACAUGACAUCUUCCGAUGUUAUGCCGCCAUCGGUGGUGGAUACUAACAAAAUAAACCAUCUCCCGACCAAUGCCUUGCAGUCAACGGAACAAAGUCAUCUUGAACUGGAUGGGUAUGUUGAUUCCGGGCCAGUAUCGGAAACCGUGGAACAAACACCGCAACUCCAGGCCGACUACGCGGAAGAGUGUCAAGUGACAGAGGAAGUUAUUACGGACGAUUGGGUACAAGCGCAAGGCGAAGAAUGUGUGCAGGUGACAGUCGAUCAGCUUGGUUUGAAUACGAUCGCGGUCGAGGAUGAGAUUCCGGUUCCACUCGACCAGGACCAGUACACACUGUCCCGCCCGUAUCCGUGCGAUUUCUGCAGCCGGAGAUUUCGCAAGAAGGCUAGCCUGCAGAACCACCUGAUGGCACACUCGAACGAUCGGCCGCAUGUGUGUAAUCUGUGCGGUGCUCAGUACGGUCGACGGACGGACCUCAUCAAUCAUCUCAAGCAGCACGCGUACGCCGUGAACGAACAGGAUGAUUUAUCUCUCCGUGGUGAUCAGGAUUUAGAUUAUGAUUUACCGGAACUUGCAGUCGGUCACAUUAAACAUCGCCCAAGGCAUUCGAGUGAGGAUGAAGAUCUGUACAUACAGGACCCGAUGGUGAGCUACAAUUUGCAACCACCUAGGCAGUUGAUUUCGACCACGAAUUAUGGUGUUUCUUCGGCGAAUUCCUACGAGCAUGAAGACCCCAUGGAUCGCACAUCCUUCGGCAACGGCCCAACGGGGGUCGAUCACCAAUCUAUUAUCGAUGUGGAUUAUUCAAGCUCAUCUUUUUCUGCAGCUGGGACAGGGAAGAGAAUGACAGGAAAGCGACAAACUGUUUCUUCCGAUUUGCGAACGGCACGAACAAAACCAGCACUGUCGGCCAAAAUCCAAACAACUCAGGUGCGAUCGACUGGAGCAUCACGGACUAGCAUGCCCGCCAAUCGUCAUAUUAAAAAAGAACCAAUCGAAAAUUCACAAGAUACCACAACUGAAUCGGUUGGUACAGUGUUUCCAAUAGUCGAUGAACGCAAACCGUUCGUAUGUCAACAGUGCGGUAUAUCGUUCGGAAGAGAAAAAGCGUUGAUGGCCCAUUCUCGCACCCAUACAAACAAGCCGAGCCACAAGUGCGAUUAUUGUUUUGCGCAAUUCUAUGCUUGGCCGCAGCUACAACUUCACGUAAGCCGGGUGCAUCAGCAAAUCAAUACAACCAGCGAAACCGUGAUCAAUGAAAGCAAAUUCGAAUGGGUGCCGAAUCAUGAAGCGUAUGACUCGGGCGGAACAUCGGUGGACACCGGGAAUCGCUAUAAUUGUGAUAAAUGCAAUGCUGUUUUCUACCAACUGGAACACAUACUAAAUCAUACGCAGCAAAAGCACGGUAUGGCUACCAGCUCCACUGUUAAUGCAUUGCCUCAUAAUGUGGCCGUCAAACAAGAAUUGGUGCAAACAUCCUCGAAAAACGUCGCUUACGGUGAUGAUCUCGACGAGGACGUUUCGGAUCAGGAAAUAGAAGAAGAAGACUUCGGCGAUCUUGACUACUCGAUCGAGCACUACGAGAAUCGCUCUAGUGAUCCCGAAACGCACACCCAGCCAACCGCGCUGUCGUGUCGAGAGUGUGGAGAAACGUUCGAGAGCGGAAUGGAAUUGUUGGAACACUCCGAAUCACACACCACUCGCUACGAACCACACGAGUGUCAGCUGUGUGGCGAAAGAUUCCUCGACGAAGCCACCAUUAAGCAGCACGUACAGGAGCGCCAUCGGAGCGAACUGACCGCAACGUCGUGUGCCAUCUGCGGCAAGCGGUGCAAAAGUCAAACGACGCUGAUGAAGCACGCGUGGGAUCAUUCACGGGAACGGACCCAUUCCUGUUCGCAGUGUGGCAAAACGUUCCAUCACAUGACACGACUCAAGCGCCAUAUGGAAUCGCACCGGAACAAGACGGUCCGGUGCGAAGUGUGCAACCAAGAGUUCCCCGACGGUCGUACGCUCAUGAACCAUCGUCAUUCGCACACAAAAUCGAACGAAUAUCCGUGCCAUGAGUGUGGUAAAACGUUUGGUUCUCGAUCGUCGCAGCAAAUUCAUAUGCGCAUCCAUACCGGUGAACGGCCGUACGCUUGUCGGUUUUGCUGGAAAGCCUUUGCCGAUGGUGGCACAUUGCGGAAGCAUGAAAGGAUACAUACCGGGGAAAAACCUUACGCCUGUCCCGUCUGUCCGAAGGCGUUCAAUCAGCGGGUGGUUUUGCGAGAACACAUCCGUGCGCAUCAUUCACAAGAGGACGCAAAGCGUGGUUCACCGGAUCAGCCGUUCUAUUGCACUGUGUGUAGUUCUCCAUUUUCUACCACGGAUGAUCUGGUACAGCAUCUAAUUAAACACAGCGACAUGAACACGGCAAUGAAGCGUGAACCACCAACAUUUCCGAGGAAGUACAAACGACGGCGGAAGUUGAAACCGCACGAGCUGGAACGGUUGCAGAGUGGCCGACGUAAGCAAAAGAAUAAGUCCCAAGAAGACGCUGAAGACGAGGGGAAUGAAACUGGGUUCGAAGAGAGCAGCGGCACUACGGAGACUGCCAGGCAGCAGCGUCACGAACCCAAACCCUCAAUAGUUUUGCCCCUUCCGGAUGGUACACACAAGACUAAACGGGAACCUAAUCUCGAGUACGGUGGCCGUCGGGUUCUGGGAGGAUCGAGUGUUUCGAAACCAUCCCAUUCAUCGCACGAUAUGUUGGACGAAAAUGGUAUUAACCUGUUAAGCAAUAUCGUGUUGCUUCAUGGACAGCAAGACGAACCUUCAAAUUCCACCCAUGAUAAACCGCCCCAAGCAAAGUCAAAGCAAAAGGCUGGACCAAGCAGUUGUCGCACAAACGCGUCAAGGGCGAAAGUAGUUUCGGCUAGAAAAAAGACAUCUCGCAAGCGUACGAUUUCAUACACCAGUAAAGAUUCUCCUGAUGCAGCGGGCAAGAUGAAGGAUUGUGAGGAUCACUCCUCACCACACAGUACCGGCAGCACGAUCACGAACGUAAUGGAAGCAUUUUUCCGUAGUCGAAAGAGUAAUUCGCUGCUGCCUGAGAUACCCUCGCACCGGAUCUCUUCCGUAAGCUUUCCCUUGCUGGACGAUGGGAACACAGACGAUCCGAUGGAUGAGCCAAUGGUGGAUGAUGGAUGCAGACGUGGCUACGGCCAACCUCGCAAAAGUACUGUCUCAUUUAGCGCUUCGGAAGAUGACUUUAACCAUCAGCUGUUGAUGGAAAUAUCGCACAAGAAUAAGUACACGGAUCGGUUUAACAGUGACACCGUGCACGAUCUGGAAGAAAUUCUACGAUCACCGCUAAAGAGUGCUCCAUCCAGGAACGUGUUGUCUACCCCCUCAACUAGACGUACCAACAACAACGGGCAGCCACAACAAGGUGGGAAAGAAUUCAACCAACGGAAGCAAAAAGCAGUGUCGAAAGGAAAAUCUAAGGCGAAAAACAAAAAGGCUGCUUCGGGCCGACAGCCGCAGCAAAAACCGGUCGAGCAGAAGGUUAAGAAAGUGAUCCAAGAAACACCACCAGCAGUGUUGCGUAGCCAGCGACUUACACGCCGUCAACUAGAACGUGAGGUCAACUUCCUGAAGCAGGCCUACGAAGCGAGUGCAACGGGAACGGAACCAAGCAACGAAAAUGACACCACAUCGGGAACGGUUGUGAAAUUGGAAGCGACGGAUUCGGUUAACGCUGUGAGUGAUACACCGGGUAAUUCCGAGCGGUUGGCUGCAAUGUUGCUGAACGAUGGUUUGCCACCGGAUGCCACGCACAACAGUAAUAGUAGUGGUGAUAGCAGUUGCCAUGAGGACAUUUUCCAUCACCAGGAUAACUUUACCUCUACCAAAGCGUAUACAGAAUCAUUGCAUAUGGUGGAAUUAGCAGGUGUAGAAAAGCAAGAGGACAGAGCAAUGAUGGACGAAGAAAACGAUCCGGAUGAUGGUUGUGUGUACGCGGACAGAACCACCACUACCUCACAAGACACUGACACCGGCAGAUCCGAUUAUCGAUGUUCGAUCUGUGCGGCCCGCUUUGAUGAUCGAGCACAGCUCAUCCUACACGUUCCGGUACAUAUUUAA
Anopheles marshallii is the source of this 4533-nucleotide messenger RNA. RefSeq lists its product as uncharacterized. Gene Ontology annotation, molecular function: RNA polymerase II cis-regulatory region sequence-specific DNA binding; DNA-binding transcription factor activity. The transcript is spliced from 2 exons. The coding region runs from base 1 to 4533 and encodes 1510 amino acids. Lineage: Eukaryota; Metazoa; Arthropoda; Insecta; Diptera; Culicidae. Gene Ontology annotation, biological process: regulation of transcription by RNA polymerase II. The record is from RefSeq and is a predicted model, not a curated record.